GCGUGGCUACUACGAUCGCGAGGGGUUUUGUGCUUUGUGUUCGGUUGUGUCAAGUGUAUUUGUUGCCAAAGGAAGCAGGGAGGCAUCCAGCCGUAACAUUCCCUCGGAAAUCUAGUUGGCCUGGGCUGGUGUGCAAUCUCUCGGCGGCGCGCUACCAUAACAACACAACAAAACGGUGGUGCUGGUGGAAGCAACGACUACUACGAUAUCGAGUCGACGCUGGCUGGAAAGAGUUGGUACCGAACUGUUUUCAACAGAGUUUGCGAGCAAAAAAAAAACAUGUUUUCUGGUGCAAACUAUUGCCAGCCGUGGCGUCAUCGACGCCAUCGCCGUCGCCUACUGUGACGAGGAAUUUGGGCCGCAACCGUGUCGGAUUUGUUCACGAAUUUUAAAAACUCUGCGCGAAAUAUUGAAGAGGAGAUGGGCUAGGAUGUGUAAGAGCACUGUUUGCUAAAAUUGAUAAAAAGUGAAGUGGUCAGACAGGCGGAAAAAAAAUUAAGCAAUUAGGUGCUUCCAGGAAGACCUUCUCCUCCCACUCGCCGCGCGUGAGGGUUAAAUUUUGCGAAACAAAAGAAGAAGUGGAUAAAUACGUGCCAGUUGAAGUGCUCUGCCAGCGCAAAAUUGAAAGAGUUAAGGAGUACGGGAACGGAAGAAUAGCAGAGUGCGCGGGGACACGGUUCAAGAAUCUUUAAUGGAUUUGUUGGAUUUGGCGCGGAGAGAACAAUAACGCGCUGCGCAACAGGAAGAGAGGCCAGCAGCAUCCAAGCAAGCGUCAGUUCAGUUCAGUGGACUCUGCCCCAGCAAAACAUCGGAAUCUCAUAGACUGCUACGAUCGCGCUUCUUCCCACGUCGUCGUCGGUCGUUCAUUAUCAACUGCGGGAUCGCGCAGCAACCUUCGCUGAAAAGUAAAUUAGCCCGGCCCGGUCAGCUCCAGCGAUGGCCGACUACUGCAACGUACGAUCGGGCGGCAGUGCUGCCAGCACAUUCAGGUCACCGACGGUGUAUCACCAUGCGCCGCGGCAUCACACCCUGACGAGGACAUCCGGCGCGGACCGGAUGAUGGACGGUUCGGCGAUCGCCGUCAAGGAUCGGCUCGUCGGAACGAUGGACGGAGGCGGAGGCCAACGGGUUCGGACGGUGAGGUUAUGUCGGCCGCAGGGCUUCGGCUCGCAUCACUUCCAGGUGAGCGGCAAUUUUGGCUUUUCAAUCCGCGGAGGACUGGAGUACGGAACCGGGUUUUUCGUGUCGGCGAUCGAGAAGGACAGCGAAGCGGACCGGCAGGGGCUGAGGGUUGGCGAUCAGAUUGUUAGGGUCAACGGUUACCAGGUGGACGAUGCGGUGCACCGAGAGUUGGCCGGGUUUGUGGCCAACCAGGAGCGGCUGGUGCUGAAGGUUCGCAGCGUCGGAAUCAUUCCGGUGAAAGAACGCUCGGGCGAUCCGCUGACGUGGCACGUGGUCUCCAGUACGACCGGAAAGCACCGGGACGGCGAUUCGAGGACCAGCUGCAGUAGCACGAGCAGUGCCAGCAGCAGUUCCGGCGGCACGAUGGAGGAGUUGCUACCGCCGGGAAGGGACAUCAAGGUGAUCCUGUCGGUGGCACCGCGGACGAAGCUGGGCUGCGGGAUCUGCAAGGGCCCCGAGUGGAAGCCGGGUAUUUUUGUGCAGUUCACCAAGGAGGGCGGAGUGGCCAGGGAGGCCGGAUUGCGACCGGGGGAUCAGAUUUUGUCCUGUAAUGGGAGGGAGUUUGCGGACAUUACGUUUGCCGAAGCGGUUAGCAUUAUGAAGGCUUCGCAUGUGCUGGAACUGGUGGUUCGGCCUGGCGCCGGAAGUGACAUGUUCCCCGGGGAAAGCAGCGGGUACAACAGCAGUGCGAGCAGCGUCAAUGGGGACCAGAGUCCGUGCUGGGGCGAUUCUGCCGCGAAGAGGUUGAGUAUUGUUAGGGAGGAAUCGAUUUCCAAUGGACAACGGGGAAAGGAACGGGAGAGAUCGGGUGGACCAAAGAGUGGGGGAACCGUUUCCGGGCGGAGGAAUAAUACGACGAUUAUCGAGUUUUCGGAGAACGGAACCGUAGUUAACAAUUCGCUGAUGUCGGAAAACGGAAAGAAGACGACGGAUUCUGUUGAUGGAGGCCAGGCAGGUUCCAGCAAACUCGCGGACAUCUGCUUCGUGUCCAAGCAGAGCGAAACCAAAACAAUCAUCGUGGAGGUUCACCGAAGUGCUUCGACCAAUUCGGUCGCAACGAACGGUUCCGGAGGGUCAAACAUCCCGCCACCUCCUCCACUCUUUGCAGACAAGAUUCCUCCACCUCCGCCACCAAACGGACUCAACAAACCGGGAGGGCUCGGAACAAACCGACAGCAGCGGAGUCCAUCCGCGGUCAGUCUUGCCGAUUCCAGCGCCAGCAGCGGAAUCGCCGACUGCGGACCAUCCAGCGGAGGUCUCGGCAACGCAAUCUCCGAGGAGUUGAAGCGACGAGCGCAGAAGCAGACGCCGUCGAUUUCGUCGCUCAGCUCGGCGAACGCGCUGGAACCGGCGGCCGCGCUGACCGAGCUGGAGAACCGACUCAAGGAGAGGCGACUGAAGCCGACGGCUUCCGUCGGUGGGCCACCCGGAACGGACCUGGCACGACACUCGGCGCUGAUGGACGAGUUCAAAGCGGUGCACAAGCGGAUGUUCAAGAACGGGUUUGACAACGCCGAGCUGAAGCGCGCCCCCUCCAAAGACAAGCUGCCGAUCGAGGUGCGGCCGCCGGCCACGGCACCGGCCCCCACCGGGACCACCAAGGGCACGAUGGGCCGGGUGGCCGCCACGGAGAUGGCCCGCGCCAGUGGCGACAUUGCCGAGCUGGAAUCGAUCGAAUCGUUCAAGCUGACCAAUCCGUCGCCGAAGCCGGUCCGGCCGCCCUCCUACUACUUCUGCCCCCAGGGCACCGGUCCGGCCACGAUGAAAAAGUCCCAAAAGCCGAUCGCCGUCACGAUUAGCGAGUAUCAGCGGGAGGUGCCUCCCGGCGGCAAGAAGCCCGGAGCAGGUUCCGUGGGGAAUUUGAAGCACGAGCUGGAGAAGACGCUGUCGCUGUCGAAUUUGAGGCAGAGGAGCGAAUCGAGGGAGGAUUUGGUGGAACGGAUUCAGAUUAAUGGGGGGCGGGGUGGGGACCACGAGCAGGUGAAACUGAGCCGGAGCUCGUCGGUGGCCAACGUUGGAGGGCGGAGCUCGUCGACGGCCGUUUCGAACGGGAAUCGGAUUACGAUCGCAAUUUCAAAUUCCGGAGAGAAGAAGAAGUGAGUGUAAUUGUGUAAAGUAAACAAAGAGAUUUUGUUUUUUUCUUGUAAACUUAAGAUAAAACAUUUUUGCUAUCUUAAGAGAGAUUAUAAACAGUUUAAAAGCUUGUCAAAGAAUCUAUUAACUGUAAGUAAUAUUUUGCAAUGUAUAUUAAGAAAAUCUAACUCAAAGUUUUCGUGGUAUUUUUGUCGAUUUGUAAGUUUUUUGUGUAAUUUGUAUGUGAAAUAUGCUCAAAAUUAUAUUUAAUAAAAAUGUAUUUAUAAAUAAA
Messenger RNA from Culex pipiens pallens (northern house mosquito), 3547 nucleotides. RefSeq lists its product as uncharacterized. Gene Ontology annotation, biological process: rhabdomere development. Lineage: Eukaryota; Metazoa; Arthropoda; Insecta; Diptera; Culicidae. The record is from RefSeq and is a predicted model, not a curated record. Bases 937 to 3282 code for a protein of 781 amino acids. The transcript has 6 exons. Gene Ontology annotation, cellular component: stereocilium tip; cilium; stereocilia ankle link complex. Gene Ontology annotation, molecular function: protein binding.